AUGGCAUCAGCAACCUACCGCAUCGCUGGCAGCCUGCUUGCGCUCGCGCGCAUGUUCCAGCCGCUGGCCAGCUGGGCGCAGCGGCGCUACCAGGCCAACCUGGCGGAGCAGCUGAAGGACUGGGGCCUGCGCUACGACGACCUGUACGACCCCCUCAUGGACCUGGUGGGCAGCUGCGCGGCAGCCGCCGGGCUUGGGAAGGGCCCCCGGCGGACGGCCGCGUUCGGGGGUUGA
Monoraphidium neglectum is the source of this 234-nucleotide messenger RNA. RefSeq lists its product as hypothetical. NCBI's taxonomy places the organism in Eukaryota, Viridiplantae, Chlorophyta, Chlorophyceae, Sphaeropleales, Selenastraceae. Bases 1 to 234 code for a protein of 77 amino acids. The transcript is spliced from 2 exons. The record is from RefSeq and is a predicted model, not a curated record.